UAUUAUUUUUUUGUAUGUUUUCAGUUGCGAAAAUCAAUGCGAAUAUGGAUUUUACGGGAAGGAUUGCAAGGGGAAAUGCGGUUGCGGCGACGGCGAGACCUGCGAAUCGAUCGGCGGUAGUUGCUCCAAAUCGGAUGUAACGAGCGCAAAGACGACGUCAACGACGACGCCGAAGAGCGUGGAUCCUCCACGUCCACCCCAAUUCGACGUGCACGUCCUGACGACCGACCGGAUCACAACGAUCCCACCCAACGUCACAGAAACCAUCGUCUUGCGAUCAAUAACCGUUGCAUCACCAGGAAACGUGUCUUCGGAUGAUGACGAUGAUGAUAGACCCGAACUGGCGUCAAUUCCAAACGGUUUGGCCAUCACCAUCUGCUCCGGUAUCGCGGCCAUCGCUAUUCCAAUUAGCGCGAUGUACGUGAUCUUCGUCCUGAUGAGGCGACGCACAAACGACACCUCGACGGAUUCCGAGUCCAAGCCGAAGAGCGUUUACCAUUCCCCAUUACCUGAUCCUCCAGCCUAUCAAAACCAAUUCGAAACGGAGAUUCUGAGCAGCCUCAGCGCCAAAGGAUGCAUGGACCUUCUGUACGACCAUCCACCAUCAACAGGAAGCUACAGGGCUGCAGCAAUACCCGAACCAGAAUCCUCGGAACCUCUGUACGACGAGAUACCUUGCUGGAACAAUCCCAUAGUUCCCGAAGAAACGCAUUACGCAAACACCGACAACGAAGGAAACACGAGACUGUAACGCAUCCCAAAAAUUAUUUGAUUUACAUCUAUAUUAAGUUAUGUAUAUACUUUCUACUGUGACCAAAAUAAAGAUUUUCAU
This is a messenger RNA of Nicrophorus vespilloides, 832 nucleotides long. RefSeq lists its product as uncharacterized. The record is from RefSeq and is a predicted model, not a curated record. The transcript has 2 exons. NCBI's taxonomy places the organism in Eukaryota, Metazoa, Arthropoda, Insecta, Coleoptera, Silphidae. The annotation marks the transcript as partial.